Molecule: messenger RNA, 1689 nt
Organism: Momordica charantia (bitter melon)
Lineage: Eukaryota; Viridiplantae; Streptophyta; Magnoliopsida; Cucurbitales; Cucurbitaceae
Source: RefSeq, a predicted model, not a curated record
UAAAGGCAAAUAUUAUAUGAUUAAGGCUUUUGGAUUUAUCUUCUAAAUCCAAUUAACGCUAAUGACUCAUCUAAUUAAUUACAUCCUCACAUGCACAUUACAAAUCAGACAACGACCCUGCAUGUGUCCACGUUUUAAUUAUUAUUUCCUCUUCAAUUUAAUUUAUUAAUAAUUAAUAAUUAAUUUAAAUUUUAGGACAGGACGACCAUCAAUCUCUGACACAAAUGAAAAACACCCUCCUCCUCCGCUGCCAAAAGCUGCAGAGUUUCCGACAUCUUCUUUUUAUCUCCGCCGUGAUGUCCACCGCCGACCGCCGUAGCAGACAGCACAAACUUUCAGAAUAACACGUCAAUUUGUCAGAGGCUGACUGGGCCGACGGGUACCCCCAGGGUGAGACACUGCCAGAACAAGCUCUUACACCUCAGCCCUCCACCACCGAAAAUUUGAAGGCAUCAAGAGAAUAGUAAUAUGAUGGAGUGGGAGAAGGCGGAGCAGCAAAAUCCUUACCAUCACCAGAACCCUCCGCUUCACCUCACCGGAACCACCACCGCCGCCGCCGCCGGCGCUCUCUACGUCAAAGUCAUGACCGAUGACCAAUUGGAGACUCUUCGCAAGCAAAUUGCUGUCUACGCCACCAUUUGCGAGCAGCUUGUUGAGAUGCACAAGACCCUCACUGCUCACCACGAUCUUACAGGAAUGAGAUUGGGUAAUAUGUACUGUGAGCCAUUGAUGACAUCUUCCGGCCACAAAAUUACUUCUAGGCAGCGAUGGACUCCGACGCCCGUGCAACUUCAGAUCUUGGAGCGUAUAUUCGAGCAAGGGAAUGGAACUCCUAGCAAGCAAAAGAUCAAAGAGAUAACCUCUGAACUGGGUCAGCAUGGCCAAAUUUCUGAAUCAAAUGUCUAUAACUGGUUCCAAAACAGGCGCGCUCGAUCGAAGAGGAAGCAGCAGAAUACGGCACCCGCCUAUGCCGAAUCAGAAGUGGAGACCGACGUCGAGUCACCAAAAGAUAAGAAAACAAGACCUGUGGAUUUUCAAUCCCUUCAGACUUCUGCACCCUUGGGGGAGGACAUGUGCUUCCAGAGUCCUGAUCAGAUGAGUUCUGAACUGCAUUUUCUGGAUCCAAACACCAACAAAGCUGAUGCUACGUUUCCAUCCAAUGGAAGUUUAAAACCCGCGAGAAGUUUCAGCCAGAUGUCUUUCUAUGAGGCAGGGAACGAGCAGCUAACGGGGAAGAUAGAAACGCCGGAGAACUAUAGUCUUUACCAGCAUGCAGAAGGCUACAGCAUGAGCGAACGACCCUGAAUUCUUUUACAGUUAACACGAAGCUGCUGGACUUCUGGCUCUCAUGUGAUUGCAUUCAGUCUAAUAGCGAUAGCGAUGGCGAUGACGAACGAUAAACUGACUUGUGUGCUAUUUAUCUUGUCAUGGAUUGUGGGAGUUGUUCAGUUUUGAGCAGUGUAUUUUGGUUGGAUUGUAUAUUUUGAUGAGAGUGGAUUGGUAGAUUGAGCCAUUACUCAAUAGGAGUGUUGUAUUUGUACAAGAAAGUGUUUGUAUUAAAAUUAAAUGGGGUGAGAUUGGUAAUUGAAUUGAUAUGAGAUUGGGGAAAGUCUUAGACAAGACAACCUCAUUCUCUUUUAGUAAUGCUUUACUUGCAAUUACCAAUAAAUGCUUGCUUUGCUAAUGCCA